GGGGUAGAUGCCGGGGAUGUAACUCUGGAGUACAUUGACGCCCACUGAGGUGGCAAAUUUGAGCACCUGGACAAAUCGUCGAAUUCUCAGGUUCGUUUUCUUCAAUUGCUUCAACCCCAAUUCCAUUCUACCGAGCAUUCACCUCACUGGACAGGAAUGGGGCUCAGCGAGCAGUCUGCUGCGGACAGCCCUGGUGCCGGAGGAUUGUUGUUGCGCAAUUGCAAUGUCAUUAGUAUGCACGAUGAUGAUGCUGAAGAGGCUCAAGUGGCUAUGGGAGUGCACGUCUUGGUUCAAGGCAAACGGAUUUCAUACGUCGGGCACUCUCCUCCCCCCGUCUCUGUAUCUCAGACGAUAGACAUCCAGGGAGGCUACAUAAUACCAGGGCUGUGCGAUGCUCAUGUCCAUGUGACCGCGGUGUCAGCCAACCUGCAUGACUUGCUCGUACUGCCACCUAGUCUGGUGACCGCACGCACUACGAUCAUUCUUCGCGACAUGUUGAUGCGUGGUUUCACCACCGUGCGGGAUGCAGGGGGCUGCGACUGGGGACUUGCGAAGGCAGUGGAGGAAGGGACGAUCCCAGGACCGCGCAUAUUGUUUUGUGGAGGCGCACUUUCACAAACAGGUGGGCAUGGCGAUAUGCGACUCCGCGGAGAAGACAGGGUACCCAGCUGUUGUCCGAUAUCCCUGGGAAGAGUGUGUGAUGGGGUUGACCAAGUUAGGUUGGCCGCUCGGGAAGAGCUUCGUAGAGGUGCUCACCACAUCAAGAUUAUGGCAUCUGGUGGAGUUUCCUCACCAACUGAUUUCCUUACUAACCUCCAGUUCUCCGCAGACGAAAUAUCAGCCAUUGUAGAGGAAGCUCGUCAUGCGGGCAAAUAUGUGUGUGCUCAUGCGUACACUGCACCUGCGAUCAAGCGUUGCCUAGAGUUGGGCGUCCGCUCCAUUGAACACGGCAAUCAUAUCGACCUGGAGUGCAUAGAUCUUAUGAAGCGGAGGAAUUUCUUUCUGGUGCCCACCUUAGUGACUUACGAUUGUAUAAAGCGAAUUGGUGAGGAAUCUGGAAUGCCUCAGGAUCAAGUUGAAAAGGUUAGUGAUCUCCUUGCCAAAGGAUUAGAAGCGCUAGCAUUAGCAGAUAAGGAAGGAGUGAACAUAUGUUUCGGAUCUGACCUAUUGGGUUCCAUGCAUAAGUACCAGUUACAAGAGUUUUCUUUACGGUGUGGAGUUCAAAGUCCUGCUAAUGCGCUCCGGUCGGCAACUACCACCUGUGCAAAAUUGUUCAACAUGGAGGGCGACAUUGGGAUAGUAGCUCAGGGGGCCUAUGCAGACCUCGUAGCUCUCAAGACCAAUCCCUUGCUUGACAACUUCUCGUCUCUUUUAGAUCCUUCCCAUGUACUCAUGGUGAUGAAAGAAGGCAACAUUGUCAAGAGGACGAAUCUGUAACAUUGUAAUAACUAAAAUAAUGCAAGGGACCUACAAGUAUGAUUGAGGAUCUCUUUCACUUGGAACAA
Molecule: messenger RNA, 1505 nt
Organism: Physcomitrium patens
Lineage: Eukaryota; Viridiplantae; Streptophyta; Bryopsida; Funariales; Funariaceae
Molecular function (GO): hydrolase activity, acting on carbon-nitrogen (but not peptide) bonds
Source: RefSeq, a predicted model, not a curated record